Molecule: messenger RNA, 2006 nt
Organism: Aspergillus calidoustus
Lineage: Eukaryota; Fungi; Ascomycota; Eurotiomycetes; Eurotiales; Aspergillaceae
Source: the annotation of a GenBank genome assembly
GCCGAUGUUUCUGGUUGCUCGGCAACACCCACUCGCGUCUUUUGAGGUGACAUGAUGGGCAUUUCCUACUUCUACACCCCUCAGAUGCCGUCAUUAGCAGAGCAGACAAUAAUACAAAGUCCGCUCUGCUUUGCGGAGAUAUUUCCUCUUAUAGCCCAAGUCUGUGGCAACUGCGCUCGACACAUCAUGGGGUGCAUCAAACAGGCUCCAAGGCCCGUUUGUACUUGGCGAUCCUUGCAGUGUUCGACUAGGGAGAGUGCAGUUGCACAAACAUUGACCCGACCUGCUGGGGGUUGUUCUUAAUAAAGCCCGUAACUACUCGCUGCCUUCUGUCGAUUUUUCCCAAGUUGACUUUUGUGUUCCGCUUCUGUGUUCUGCCCCCCCAAAUUUCCCAACAACGCCGCUUCUCCCGUCGUCAUGUCGUCUCCACAAGUAGGAAUCAGUGAUCCCAAAGAGAGUCCACCCGCAAGAUUUUAUCCAGUUGCUAUCAUUGGACCUGCAGUGGGUGGUAUCGGGGCUGCGUGCAUACUCCAGAAUCGUGGGUUCGACCAAUUUCGAGUCUUUGAACGGGAAUCCGGCCUCAGGCCAAGAUCGCCAUCAGCGCCGUCGGUAUUCUCUCAGAGCCAAAACAGCCGAUCGCGGAUCUCAAUGCGUUCAACAGGCAAGUGAUUCACUUCGCUCGGUUGCCGGCAGACACCGAUAUUACCGGGCAAGACAUUGUCGUGGUGGGGUUGGGCUGCAGCGCUGCUCAAAUUGUCCCUGCCCUCUUGCUGACCCCGGGAAAGUCUCUUACCCAGACUUUGUGAACACCACCAUGGGUUGUUCCAAUACUUGAACAGCCGGGUGGAAAGGAAGCGUACGCAAAGUGGGCUCCUCGUGUGUAUGGCACCAUCCCUCUGCUAGAUUUCUUUAUGCGCAUGCUCAUCUGCAUCGCCGCUGAAUCGCAUUGUCUGUUCUUGAAGAGAAAUAACUACAAGUCCCAGAAGCAAGCCCAAGCCUCCUCGUUGACUCAUAUGACCUCACUGGCUCCCCCGAAGUACCACUCCAUGCUGACACCGAGCUACCCCGUCGGCUGCAAGAGGCGAGUAUGGGACAGCGACUGGUUGAGGAGCAUGCAUGAUUCGCGAUAUACUCUCGUCAGCGGCAGUUUAACACAGGUCCAUGAUCGUGAGGUUACCAUCCGGGGAUCAGAUGCCUUGAGCCGAGAACUCACCGACAGCACCUUGAAGGCCGAUACACUCAUCCUCGCAACCGGAUUCAAGACCACUGAAUUUAAACACUAUGUCCCCGUCGUCGGUCGCCACGGCAUUUCAUUACGGCACCAAUGGACUAUGCGCGGCGGUCCACACGCCUACAUGUGCACCGCGGUCGACGGUUUCCACAACUUUUUCAUGGUCGGAGGCCCCAACAGCCUGACCGGCCAUACAUCGGCAAUCAUGACGAUAGAAAACAACAUCGAGUACAUUCUGGUGUUGAUCAGACCCAUCUUGACAGGCCACGUGAGCAUAUUCGAGCCCAAACCGGAGGCUAUGCAGGCGUGGGACAGGGCCAUCCAGCGCCAUACACAGUCUACAGUCUUCCACUUUUGCACGAGUUGGUAUAAGGGACAGGGCAGGCGGAACGUGGCUAUCUACCUCCGAUCUCAGCUGGACUACUACCUCCGCUGCCGCUUCCCACGCCUCUCCGACUGGGAUAGAACAAUGACUGUCCGCGGACAGAAUUGUCAGAGGCGUCGGUGGAUGAUGGGGUAUUUCGCGCUCGCUACAGUCUGUCUGGGGUUAGGGGUAGUCUUUGCGGUCCUUUGAUGAUCUUGCCUUCUAGGCAAGCCAUAAUACUGAGCAAAUUUGAGGAACGGCCCAUAUUAGUUUCUAGAUAGGUUACCUGUGCCUCCCACUAACGCAUCGAGUUUACAAUCCGUGGUAGGGGAGUAAUGCAAUUUCUUCGGUUUGGGCGUGUACCAUGGAAGCCCACCCAGUCAACUACGUUGGAAUCGAUGGGUGAGGGAU